This is a messenger RNA of Anopheles cruzii, 2162 nucleotides long. RefSeq lists its product as uncharacterized. Lineage: Eukaryota; Metazoa; Arthropoda; Insecta; Diptera; Culicidae. The transcript has 2 exons. Gene Ontology annotation, biological process: reciprocal meiotic recombination; double-strand break repair via homologous recombination. The coding region runs from base 1 to 2106 and encodes 701 amino acids. Gene Ontology annotation, cellular component: nucleus. Gene Ontology annotation, molecular function: DNA translocase activity. The record is from RefSeq and is a predicted model, not a curated record.
AUGGCAAAGGAUCGUGGCUUGAGCGGUGCGAUUGUUACGGAACAUUUGCACCUGGACCGUAACCUUGACGUUUUUGUACACAAAGAUUUGGUGAAUCAAUUGGCCGACCAUCAACUCGAGGGCGUUCGGUUCCUGUACAGUCAGCUGCGUGAGUAUACGGGAAUUUUCCUGAACGAUGAAUCUGGCCUGGGAAAAUGUCAUCAGGUGCUUGCGCUUCUUUCGGCCGCCACCCGUUCCGGAGGGCGCUCAAUAGUGGUGUGUUCGAGUCGCAAAAGGAUCGAUCAUUGGGCGUACCACUUGGAUAAUGUAUCGCUUCCGGAAGCAUUUGCUAGUUCCCGAGUGGUGCUCGGGAAUCGCCAAGAGCUGUUGACCAAAGAAUGGAGGAGCGGUUCGUGGGAGUAUGUGGUUGUGGAUGAAACGGAUUGUUUUAUGACGGCCGCGGAGCUAGAAACCUUACAGAUGCUUACGGUAGAGAAAUUUAUUUUCGUAAGUUCCGUGGAUUUACUGGACCAAUUGACGGUGCUAUCCGAUCGGUUACCGUUUUGCUGUGAAAGUAGAACCAGCACGGUGCGGGAUUGCAUAGAGCAACAGCGCAAACGGAACAGCAAGGCAAACCGGUUAAAGACCUACCUUUGCACCAGGCCGUUCCGUUUAAGAAGGCACGCAACGAGCUAUCGGAAAGUGUUGCCGAUCAUCGAGAAGCACGAAUUUGAGAAGCGGUUUCAAGCGUGGACUCUCGCUCGGACUAGCGGCGACACUCUACCAGUGGACACCGAUCAGGAGUCACAGGGUGAAGAGAACAAAACCAUGACCCCGGCGUUACUCAGCAGCACACACCAAAGCACGGUCGAGUCGGUUAGAAGAGAGGUCCCGCUGCAGUUCGCGGAUAGCGAACCACUGUUUGAGCCGUUCGAAACGGGCACGGAACAGAUGCCGGUGUUACGCGUCACGGAUUCGGACUCGCCGGCGGAGCACAGUCCCGGAGCGUGCGAGAUACCGGAAACGGCUCCCGAUUCGGAGGACUACCUCCCGUUUGGGCAGGAUAUUUCGGGCGCAAACACCUCGACACAGCCCGUAGAGUUGGCCGACGAGCGGUAUCGGUUUCCGAUAGAAAAAUUCAACCGCACCCACCGACCGUCCAAAUCAUCCGGCUCUUCGCCGAGCGUAGAAAGUGUGCCGAACGGGCAGCAGCCUCCAGGGCCGACGGAAGUGCUAGUGGUCAGCUCGUCGGCCGAAUCCGUCAGGCACCCGAAAUCGCCCUCACUCUUCGGGGACACGGAUAAUGAUACCGCCUCGAUAGACUCGGCGUCGUCGGAUGAUGAGCUUACGCUGGCGGACAUUUUGGCCAAAUCUCCGGGAAACAUUGUUCCGGUUAGGAAUGAAGCUUCUUUGGCGGUCCUUCGCCAGGCGUCCUGCAGCACACCGAUCGAGAAGCUGAUCCGUGGUCCCCUGCACCACGGCGUGACACCAGUGUCACCGGAAAACGUCUCUUCCGGGGACAUGUUUGCCGAUUCGUUGGUCGUAGAACCCACGACCGCAGGGCCGGCGGAUAAUGUGUUCGAGAUUACGAAAAAUAAUGCCUUUGCCAAUCGCAUUGUCGUGCACGAGGACGCGGCGAGGGGAGGCAUUCCGAUGCUCCGGCUCGAAGGUGACACUUCCGAGGACGAGGUGCAGUUCGUCGACGUUACAGAGCGCAACGCGCAGCUCAUCGAUUUGGACAGUGAAAUGCCGGGAACACCGAAAUCGUUCAACAAUUCGCGAUGGAACAAGCUGGAAGCUUUGCGAACGCCACAAACGGGACCGCCGCCGAGUGGUUCAUCGACUUCGAGUGGUUGGCUAGGGAAGAGUCUCCGCAAAACCGGAUCCGGAUCGUCGGGCAGUACCACGCCCACCAGUAGCAAGCAAUCGCCACAGGCCGGACAAAGCGGGAGCAACCGGCGGACGGGUAGCGUGGGACGCUAUCCGACGAAACGGCGCCGUAAGCUGGACGAUCUGUUUCAAACUGUGGACCGCGGUGGGCGCGUGAUGGAAACGGAGAGAAUCCAGGGUCCAGGGAUCCCUGGACAUAGAAGUCCCCGGUUCGGUUCCGAUCGCAAAGGAAGGUAGCACAAUGGGUUGCUAUUUUAUCUAGACUUUUCUUCUGUAUACGGGAUAUGAUCAUG